Molecule: messenger RNA, 3056 nt
Organism: Hyposmocoma kahamanoa
Lineage: Eukaryota; Metazoa; Arthropoda; Insecta; Lepidoptera; Cosmopterigidae
Gene: in
Product: protein inturned
Exons: 13
Coding region: 1-2718 (905 amino acids)
Biological process (GO): establishment of planar polarity; cilium assembly; vesicle-mediated transport
Cellular component (GO): cilium; cytoplasm
Source: RefSeq, a predicted model, not a curated record
AUGAAUGAUUUUAGAGCUAAAGUGAGCUAUGACAGUCCUUGUGACUCUGAUAACGACUGGACGGACUCUACUGACGACUCGAAAUAUUCCGACUCUGAAAGUUCUGUACCUGAAUGGGAUUCAGAUGUUGGGGAGGAUGGUGAAUUGAUGUUCAUCAAAGUGAAGGUUAACAGUAAUUCUAACGAUGUAACGAAGGUACCACUGCUUGAGAGCUGUGAAGCUUUCAAAUUGAGAAACAAUUUCAAAAGAUCUUCUACAAGAAGGUCUACAAAAGGCAGAAUCUUUAAAGUUCUGAAGGUCCGCAAAACUAGAAAUAUUGAUAGUGCAUUUGAAAGGAAGUCUGAUAACACAAAUUCACCAAACAAUAAGAACCUCUUUGCUGAAGAUAGUAACAGACUUGUUGUUGUACAGAUAAGCAAGAAUAUGAUAUUCCCCAGUGACAAAAACUGCCAAAUUGAAAAACUAUUUGGAAUCAAAUUAGAGACACAUUCAGAUGGCAAAACACUGGUAGUAGCAGACUUCUUGACAGAAGCCAAAACUCUUUACAUACCAAGGGUAAAAACAGGGUUCUACUUAAUCAAAGUGAAUGGCAUUGAAAUAAAUGCUUAUAACGUCAACAGCGUAUUACAGAGAGUCAUAGAAGACAUUGAAAAUUCGAAGUUAACUUUUCAAGUAGUCAACGAACAAUACACCAUUGAUAUAGAAAAGUUGCUGAUGUCAAAAGCUCCCGAAAACACCCUUAUACAAUUAAUAAGAGAUGCUUCCUGCUCUAUACUUUAUAUUUGCUGCAAUGACAUAGAAUAUCACGGCAAUGACGAUAAAGGGGUGUUAUAUUGCUACCCAAGACCUUUUAAUCAAAAUUUUUUGUAUAACACUAGGGGUGCCUAUGUGACAUUGAAUCAUCUAGCACCAAAAUCUCUAGGAACCAGUGAACCUUUAAGUUCAACUGUGUUACAUAACAAUACACUUAUAAAUGUUACUUACAAGUCUUAUUACAGUGAUUUAUUCUUAAUAGCAUUUCCGCACAAGAAAGUCGAUUUAUUUGCUGCAAAAAAAGUUUGCAAUGACAUUGUAAGAAUGUUGCAAUUUUUAUAUGGAUCCCUGAAAUCAUGUUUUACAAAACCAAACAACGUUGAUAAAUUGGAUACUUUAUUUUCUCGUAUAUUUGUGUCAUUACUGAACGAUUCUUGUAAAGAGCAAAGUACAGAUGGUAAGAUAAGGAAUAUGGUGCAGUUUGAAAAUAUACUCGCUGCUCAUGGAGUGUUGCUACCAUUAGAAGUUAAAAUACAAGUUGAUGAUGCCAUAACGGAGUUAGAAGCCGCUGAUUAUCGUGAAUGGACUGACGAUGUGGAUAACUUCCAAAGGCUUUACACUGUUAUUGGUUCAUGUUUGUUCUAUUCAGGACAUUUGCUAAGUUCACAUUUGCAAGAUUUUGAUCUGGUGGAAAUUAAUACUUAUCUGGAGCUAAAUGGUGUAUUAAGACUUAGCAUUGAAAAGGAGUUGGAAAAGUUAGUUAUUUGGAAAGAGGUUUUUAUAAGAGAACAUAGGGAAAAGAAGAAUGAUGGCAAUGAAUACAGGAUACCAGAUGGACGUUGGUUUUUACUAGUUGUUGGAAAAGGACAUUUCGUUUUGGCUACGUUGAUGGAAUCGGGAGGAUGUACUGAAGACACUACAGGCAUAACACCACCUUCUCCUUUUUACGUUGAAGAGUGUGAGAGCUGCCUCGAUCUCCUGUACGACGUGGGCCUGGACAAGUACUUAGCAUCUUGGUUCUCUUCCAAUACGCAGCCUCAAGUGGAAACAUCGCCAGAAUUCUUCACAAAGCAAGGGAAAAAAAUGAGGGAAGUCAGUACUGUAAAACCAGAAACAAGUUUCAAAUCAACAACAUUAAAGUUGUCAAAAUCGCAGAUCGACAUAAAACGUCGUCACAACUCCUCGGAACAAAUUAACAUUGGCAUGAGCGAUAACUCUAUAAACUAUGGAAGCCAUCAUAGCCUAUACAACCCUUGGUAUAAUAGUAAGCAGUACAGGCAUUCUACUCAUUCUAGUAAUUUGGAUGUUAGCUAUUCUGAGGACUCGAAUAGUUUGAAGAGUAGUGAAAUAAUUGAAGAACGCGUCCAAGGAAGACGAGCAGACAGAGAAAGGAAUCGUCGGGAUUCUUCAGGUUCCGAUUCUGAUUGGGAUAGACAGGAGGGUAGCGGAACAAGUAGCAUUAUCGACGUUUCGGAUAUUCGCAAGUCUCUAUUGAACGAAAUUGAUCGCGUAACUGUGCAUAGAAUAACAGCAGGCGACGAAAACGUUUUAUUCCAUUUCGUACAACUGGAAUCUGAGAAGGGAAUUCUAAUAUCGCCCGUGAAAAACAUCGAGGCUCAAGCGAAUAAUGCAUUAUAUUCUUAUAUUGUGAAGACAUUCAGAGCUGCUUGCAAAAGCAUACACGAUUUACUGCAACAGAGCACAAGGUUCAAGAAAAACCACGCAUCGUCCCAUUCACUCAAUAAAAUUUUAGUGGCUGUCAAAGAACAAGGAAUGUUAUUUCAAGCACCACAAGAAAUUUUGAAUCGAUGUGGGGUCAAGAAGAGCUCGGAGCCUUUUCAGUUUUGGGUUACAGGGAGGGUUUUCAAUGAACCAGAAUCAAGAGAACUCUACGUGUGCUACCACGACUCCAUACCACAAGAUCUUACAGAAAUCGCUUACAUGCUGUCAUAUUUAGAAAGUUAAGAAUAAUUAUUUGUUAAAUAACGUGUUAACGUUGACAUUUUCUCUAUACAAAGAUUAAGUACGAGUAAUUUUUUUCCUCGUUCAUUACCGGUUCGCCACAUUGGGUUUGUGAAACAUUCCUGCUAUACAAUGCUACAUACCUGGUUUUGUAACUGGAAUAAUUUUCCUCUCCCAACACUGGUAAUAUUACUGUUAUGUAUGUACACAGACAUAUAUCUAAUGUCUGUGCUUAUGUACGGGUAACAAGGGGUUCCGUCCAUAUUACUUGUUAUUUGUAUUAUAGGUUAAGUGCUAGUUUAAUAUUUUUUUACACACAUUAUUUACAAAAUAAAGAACAU